CAGAAAGACUAUAGUGUGGCAUACCACCCGCUCUUACUUCAAGCACAGUUCAGCGGCGGCUGUGCGUGUUUCAGCACGUGCUGGAAGAUCCACCCUUGGCUCUUUCUUGGGGAAUGCGCUUCUUUUGACAACUUGUUUGAUAUGGUUUGAGAGGACGACACGGACUGCAGGUUAAACCGUAGCAUUCGUAGCAGUUUCUACUAUAUUCUAAAGAAGGGGACACACAUUUUGCAACCUAUGCAAAUCGGAUGAAUCUUGGUAGGCUAAACACAGGAAUUGAGUUUAUGCGCGCGCGUUCCUAAAAAAAAAAAAGGGGGACUGACUGGAUUGAAAUGACCAUGUCCGAGGAGAAGAGUUCGGGGUCCGGGGGGAAAGAGGAAGAGAGCGAGGAUGAGAGUGAAAUCUUGGAAGAAAGCCCCUGCGGCCGCUGGCAGAAGCGAAAGGAGCAGGUGAGUCAGGGGAAUGUCCCGGGCAUCGAGACUGCCUCACUGGCCAUGGACACAGAGGAGGGGGUGGAGGUGGUGUGGAACGAAGUACAGUUCUCCGAUAAGAAGGUCUUCAAAUCCCACGAGGAUCGAAUGAGGGAGAUGUUUGAGAGCCUGAUGCAUGUAGAUCACCCCAACAUUGUCAAGUUCCAUAAGUACUGGCUGGACACCAGGGAGAGUCGGGCAAGGGUGAUCUUCAUCACAGAGUACAUGUCAUCAGGCAGUCUGAAGCAGUUCUUAAAGAAAACCAAGAAAAACCACAAGACCAUGAAUGUCAAGGCAUGGAAGCGAUGGUGCACUCAGAUCCUGUCAGCUCUGAGUUACCUGCAUUCCUGCCACCCGCCCAUAGUCCAUGGCAACUUGACGUGUGACACCAUCUUUAUCCAGCACAACGGACUCAUCAAGAUCGGCUCGGUGUGGCAUAGGCUGUUUGUCAAUGUUUUCCCAGAGGCGAUCUACGGAAAUGUGCAGCAUCAUCGGGAUGAUGAAACAAACCAGCACUAUUUUGCUCCCGAAUACGGCUUGGCUGAGGAUGUUUGCUCUAUUGACAUCUUUGCCUUUGGCAUAUGUACCCUGGAGAUGGCAGUGUUGGAGAUCCAGGCCAACGGGGACACUGUGGUAUCCAAGGAGGCUAUAACCCAUGCUGCCCAGUCAUUAGAGGACCCGCUCAUAAAGGAGUUCACCCAGUCGUGUGUACGCAUGGAUGCCAAAAAGAGACCCACGGCCCACGACCUGCUGUUUCACAGGGUUCUGUUUGAGGUGCACUCUCUCAAGCUGCUGGCUGCCCAUUGCUUUAUCAACUAUCAGUAUCAGCUUCAUGAUAACUGCCUAGAAGAGAAGACCAGGACUUUCGACCCCAAUGGUGUGAUGGCUGAGAUCAAGCAUGGGGACCGGCCCGGGGUGGAGAUCAAGUACUCUAAUGUUUCCCCGCUAGAACUGGACAAAUUCCUGGAAGACGUCAAGAAUGGGAUCUAUCCCUUGAUGAACUUCCAGCGGGGCCUCACCAUGCCCCGGACCCUGUCCAUCUUCCAGGAGCGCAUGGAGACGGUGAAGACUCCUAGCCCAGAGCCCCAGGAGAUGGAGACCAGAAAGGUUGUCCAAAUGCAUUGUAACUUAGAGUUCGCUGAUGAAGGUACCAGAAGUCAUCUCUCUCUCCUCCUGAAGAUGGACGACAAGCUCCAACGCCAGCUAAACUGUGAUGUGCUGCCCACUGACAGCGCCAAAGACCUGGCUAGUGAGCUGGUUUACUUCGCCUUCAUCAGUGAGGAGGACUGUGAGAAGCUGGCAGGCUUUCUGGAAGACGCCCUGUGUAAGCAUUGGUCCAGGCCGCCACUGGAGGAGUCUUCCCCGGCAUAGUGACGACGUACCGAGACACCUGCUGCUGCCCCGAAGGGGGAUCUGGAGCCUGGACCCUGGGAAAUUAGUGGGGGAACUUUAAGAGGGUCAAAAUGAAAUAUGAAAUGCCAGACUUAAGUCUGGGCAUAAUUUCUUUUUUUUUUUUUUUUUUUUUUGGUGCUGCUUGUAAGGGAAGACAACCAAGUCAGAGCUUCAGUCUGUGUGGCAGAUGUAAAGCAUCAAGAAAGGCUGUCUCAAAACAGAAGUGAUCUCUCUUUCUACUAAACAGAAGUGCCAACCAACUCAAGCCAGAUAACACUACGCUAGGAGAGCUACUAUGUUUGGUCACUUCAAUGCCUCAGUCUCUCAGCACAGAUGAUGUCAAUGGCCUUGUUUAGAAUAUCUAUUGAAAGAGUAUAGCAAGAGAGAAUAAGCAAUACGAGGAACAUGAAGGUCUUCAACAUUACUGCUGCAUUAAGGAGGCCUUUUACUGUCUCAAAAUGCCAAUAAUUUUUUUUUACAAUUUUGUCCAUAUUUGUUAACGUGUCCUUUAAUAAUAACCCAAUGGGCUCCAUUUUACAUACGCAGCGCAGCAUUGGCAGUGACCCCAUAAAAAAAUAUAUAUAUAUAAAACUCGCAAUACCAUGCAGGGUGAGGGUAGGGCAGACACGUUGAGAUUUUGUGUCGGAAGAUUCCGGAUUGAGCCAAUGGUUUUUCAGUGGUAGGCUUCCUCUGCAGGAUGAAUGAGAACUUAGAUGAUUGUCCGGCAAAAAAAAAAAACGCACAAUAUGUUCGCCUUGUACAUAUGCAUCUCGUCCCAAAAAGUAGGGAUUAGUUAUAUUUAUGAUAGACAAAAACGGACAAGGAUGUACGGCCUAUACAUUUUAUCCGUGUUCAUGCGUCUCUGUUAGGGUUGAAUAUUUUCCCGGUAUUUUACAAAUGUUCCAAUCCUGAGAAUAAAUCACUUUUCUCCCGGGUAACCC
This is a messenger RNA of Coregonus clupeaformis (lake whitefish), 2803 nucleotides long. RefSeq names its product nuclear receptor-binding protein 2-like. NCBI's taxonomy places the organism in Eukaryota, Metazoa, Chordata, Actinopteri, Salmoniformes, Salmonidae. The record is from RefSeq and is a predicted model, not a curated record. Gene Ontology annotation, cellular component: endomembrane system; cytoplasm. Bases 333 to 1841 code for a protein of 502 amino acids. The transcript has 18 exons. Gene Ontology annotation, biological process: intracellular signal transduction; protein phosphorylation; endoplasmic reticulum to Golgi vesicle-mediated transport. Gene Ontology annotation, molecular function: ATP binding; protein serine/threonine kinase activity.